AUGUUUGCUUCGGAAGAUAGUCUUCCGAAAAAUCAGACAACUAGAUCCGUUGGUACACCUGCUGAAGCAGCAGAAGAAAUCGAAGAUCUUCGAGAUAUUUCUAAGGAACUGACUUUAGCCAAGUCUCUCAAAAAUCCACCCUCAAUCUCUGGAGAGAAAUCUGUCUGUGAAGAAUUUGGUUCGGUAAACAAUCUCAAUAAUCGACCAGAAACUGUCACUGGUAAUGACAAAUUCACGGUUAAGGAUCGAUUGUCAUUGGUCACUGAAACAGCUCCUGUAAUUACUGCUACUAAAGUAUCUAGCCAAGAAAGGCCAGAUACUAAUCAUCUUCCUGCAGCGUUUGACGAUAUCAUCCAUGUUAUUCGCCAUAGUAGUUACCGUGUUGGGAGUGAUCAACCGGUAAAAGAAUCGGUGGAAAUGGGAGUUCAGAAUGUCGACGUUGGCAAGUUCAUCAACGCUAUGAGAGACGACACAGAAAUGAGAAACAUAACCUCUCCCAUGACUCUAAAAUCUUCAAGCUCCUCUGAAUCCGCUACCUUGAAAUCAAACAUUUCCGAUCAGUUUGAAAUGAGAAACGCAGGCUCAAGUUUCUCCGAUGCCGAGAGCUUGAAAUCAAGUGUCUCCGAACAUCCUAGCCUUAAGGAACAAGAAGUGAACAACGCUGUUUCUCUAGUUUCAGAAUCCGAUUCAGCUGAGCAUAUUAAAUGCAACGCUCCUACAACCACCGAAGACAAACCACUAGCGAAGGAAAUACUCGACGUGAAAUCUUUUCAGCAGAGAGCAGAAGCACUCGAAGAGCUCUUGGAAUUGUCCGCAGACUUGUUGCAGCAUAACAGAUUGGAAGAACUUCAAGUUGUUCUAAAGCCAUUCGGCAAAGACAAGGUCUCGCCAAGGGAGACAGCGAUUUGGUUAGCCAGGAGUCUUAAGGGAAUGAUGUCGGACGAAAACGGAAGACGUUCGUCAUCAUGA
This is a messenger RNA of Vicia faba (fava bean), 969 nucleotides long. Lineage: Eukaryota; Viridiplantae; Streptophyta; Magnoliopsida; Fabales; Fabaceae. The record is from the annotation of a GenBank genome assembly.